Homo sapiens (human) is the source of this 13030-nucleotide messenger RNA. It is a transcript of the gene NBPF10, whose product is annotated as NBPF member 10. The record is from RefSeq and is marked reviewed. The coding region runs from base 36 to 11423 and encodes 3795 amino acids. The transcript is spliced from 90 exons. NCBI's taxonomy places the organism in Eukaryota, Metazoa, Chordata, Mammalia, Primates, Hominidae. Gene Ontology annotation, cellular component: cytoplasm.
UCCCUGACUCCACCUCUUCUGCCACAAACGUCAGCAUGGUGGUAUCAGCCGGCCCUUGGUCCAGUGAGAAGGCAGAGAUGAACAUUCUAGAAAUCAACGAGACAUUGCGCCCCCAGCUGGCAGAGAAGAAACAGCAGUUCAGAAGCCUCAAAGAGAAAUGUUUUCUAACUCAACUGGCCGGCUUCCUGGCCAACCGACAGAAGAAAUACAAGUAUGAAGAGUGUAAAGACCUCAUAAAAUUUAUGCUGAGGAAUGAGCGACAGUUCAAGGAGGAGAAGCUUGCAGAGCAGCUGAAGCAAGCUGAGGAGCUCAGGCAAUAUAAAGUCCUAGUUCACUCUCAGGAACGAGAGCUGACCCAGCUAAGGGAGAAGUUACGGGAAGGGAGAGAUGCCUCCCGCUCAUUGUAUGAGCAUCUCCAGGCCCUCCUCACUCCGGAUGAGCCGGACAAGUCCCAGGGGCAGGACCUCCAAGAACAGCUGGCUGAGGGGUGUAGACUGGCACAGCACCUUGUCCAAAAGCUCAGCCCAGAAAAUGACGAAGAUGAGGAUGAAGAUGUUCAAGUUGAGGAGGCUGAGAAAGUACUGGAAUCAUCUGCCCCCAGGGAGGUGCAGAAGGCUGAAGAGAGCAAAGUCCCUGAGGACUCACUGGAGGAAUGUGCCAUCACUUGUUCAAAUAGCCACGGCCCUUGUGACUCCAACCAGCCUCACAAGAACAUCAAAAUCACAUUUGAGGAAGACGAAGUCAACUCAACUCUGGUUGUAGACAGAGAAUCCUCUCAUGAUGAAUGUCAGGAUGCUCUAAACAUUCUCCCAGUCCCUGGCCCCACCUCUUCUGCCACAAACGUCAGCAUGGUGGUAUCAGCCGGCCCUUUGUCCAGCGAGAAGGCAGAGAUGAACAUUCUAGAAAUCAAUGAGAAAUUGCGCCCCCAGCUGGCAGAGAAGAAACAGCAGUUCAGAAACCUCAAAGAGAAAUGUUUUCUAACUCAACUGUCCGGCUUCCUGGCCAACCAACAGAAGAAAUACAAAUAUGAAGAGUGCAAAGACCUCAUAAAAUUUAUGCUGAGGAAUGAGCGACAGUUCAAGGAGGAGAAGCUUGCAGAGCAGCUCAAGCAAGCUGAGGAGCUCAGGCAAUAUAAAGUCCUGGUUCACGCUCAGGAACGAGAGCUGACCCAGUUAAAGGAGAAGUUACGGGAAGGGAGAGAUGCCUCCCGCUCAUUGAAUGAGCAUCUCCAGGCCCUCCUCACUCCGUAUGAGCCGGACAAGUCCCAGGGGCAGGACCUCCAAGAACAGCUGGCUGAGGGGUGUAGACUGGCACAGCACCUUGUCCAAAAGCUCAGCCCAGAAAAUGACAACGAUGACGAUGAAGAUGUUCAAGUUGAGGUGGCUGAGAAAGUGCAGAAAUCAUCUGCCCCCAGGGAGAUGCAGAAGGCUGAAGAAAAGGAAGUCCCUGAGGACUCACUGGAGGAAUGUGCCAUCACUUAUUCAAAUAGCCAUGGCUCUUAUGACUCCAACCAGCCACAUAGGAAAACCAAAAUCACAUUUGAGGAAGACAAAGUCGACUCAACUCUCAUUGGCUCAUCCUCUCAUGUUGAAUGGGAGGAUGCUGUACACAUUAUUCCAGAAAAUGAAAGUGAUGAUGAGGAAGAGGAAGAAAAAGGGCCAGUGUCUCCCAGGAAUCUGCAGGAGUCUGAAGAGGAGGAAGUCCCCCAGGAGUCCUGGGAUGAAGGUUAUUCGACUCUCUCAAUUCCUCCUGAAAUGUUGGCCUCGUACCAGUCUUACAGCAGCACAUUUCACUCAUUAGAGGAACAGCAAGUCUGCAUGGCUGUUGACAUAGGCAGACAUCGGUGGGAUCAAGUGAAAAAGGAGGACCAAGAGGCAACAGGUCCCAGGCUCAGCAGGGAGCUGCUGGAUGAGAAAGGGCCUGAAGUCUUGCAGGACUCACAGGAUAGAUGUUAUUCAACUCCUUCAGGUUGUCUUGAACUGACUGACUCAUGCCAGCCCUACAGAAGUGCCUUUUACAUAUUGGAGCAACAGCGUGUUGGCUUGGCUAUUGACAUGGAUGAAAUUGAAAAGUACCAAGAAGUGGAAGAAGACCAAGACCCAUCAUGCCCCAGGCUCAGCAGGGAGCUGCUGGAUGAGAAAGAGCCUGAAGUCUUGCAGGACUCACUGGAUAGAUGUUAUUCGACUCCUUCAGGUUAUCUUGAACUGCCUGACUUAGGCCAGCCCUACAGCAGUGCUGUUUACUCAUUGGAGGAACAGUACCUUGGCUUGGCUCUUGACGUGGACAGAAUUAAAAAGGACCAAGAAGAGGAAGAAGACCAAGGCCCACCAUGCCCCAGGCUCAGCAGGGAGCUGCUGGAGGUAGUAGAGCCUGAAGUCUUGCAGGACUCACUGGAUAGAUGUUAUUCAACUCCUUCCAGUUGUCUUGAACAGCCUGACUCCUGCCAGCCCUAUGGAAGUUCCUUUUAUGCAUUGGAGGAAAAACAUGUUGGCUUUUCUCUUGACGUGGGAGAAAUUGAAAAGAAGGGGAAGGGGAAGAAAAGAAGGGGAAGAAGAUCAAAGAAGGAAAGAAGAAGGGGAAGAAAAGAAGGGGAAGAAGAUCAAAACCCACCAUGCCCCAGGCUCAGCAGGGAGCUGCUGGAUGAGAAAGGGCCUGAAGUCUUGCAGGACUCACUGGAUAGAUGUUAUUCAACUCCUUCAGGUUGUCUUGAACUGACUGACUCAUGCCAGCCCUACAGAAGUGCCUUUUAUGUAUUGGAGCAACAGCGUGUUGGCUUCGCUUUUGACAUGGAUGAAAUUGAAAAGUACCAAGAAGUGGAAGAAGACCAAGACCCAUCAUGCCCCAGGCUCAGCAGGGAGCUGCUGGAUGAGAAAGAGCCUGAAGUCUUGCAGGACUCACUGGAUAGAUGUUAUUCGACUCCUUCAGGUUAUCUUGAACUGCCUGACUUAGGCCAGCCCUACAGCAGUGCUGUUUACUCAUUGGAGGAACAGUACCUUGGCUUGGCUCUUGACGUGGACAGAAUUAAAAAGGACGAAGAAGAGGAAGAAGACCAAGACCCACCAUGCCCCAGGCUCAGCAGGGAGCUGCUGGAGGUAGUAGAGCCUGAAGUCUUGCAGGACUCACUGGAUAGAUGUUAUUCAACUCCUUCCAGUUGUCUUGAACAGCCUGACUCCUGCCAGCCCUAUGGAAGUUCCUUUUAUGCAUUGGAGGAAAACCAUGUUGGCUUUUCUCUUGACGUGGGAGAAAUUGAAAAGAAGGGGAAGGGGAAGAAAAGAAGGGGAAGAAGAUCAAAGAAGGAAAGAAGAAGGGGAAGAAAAGAAGGGGAAGAAGAUCAAAACCCACCAUGCCCCAGGCUCAGCAGGGAGCUGCUGGAAGAGAAAGGGCCUGAAGUCUUGCAGGACUCACUGGAUAGAUGUUAUUCAACUCCUUCAGGUUGUCUUGAACUGACUGACUCAUGCCAGCCCUACAGAAGUGCCUUUUAUGUAUUGGAGCAACAGCGUGUUGGCUUCGCUGUUGACAUGGAUGAAAUUGAAAAGUACCAAGAAGUGGAAGAAGACCAAGACCCAUCAUGCCCCAGGCUCAGCAGGGAGCUGCUGGAUGAGAAAGAGCCUGAAGUCUUGCAGGACUCACUGGAUAGAUGUUAUUCGACUCCUUCAGGUUAUCUUGAACUGCCUGACUUAGGCCAGCCCUACAGCAGUGCUGUUUACUCAUUGGAGGAACAGUACCUUGGCUUGGCUCUUGACGUGGACAGAAUUAAAAAGGACGAAGAAGAGGAAGAAGACCAAGACCCACCAUGCCCCAGGCUCAGCAGGGAGCUGCUGGAGGUAGUAGAGCCUGAAGUCUUGCAGGACUCACUGGAUAGAUGUUAUUCAACUCCUUCCAGUUGUCUUGAACAGCCUGACUCCUGCCAGCCCUAUGGAAGUUCCUUUUAUGCAUUGGAGGAAAAACAUGUUGGCUUUUCUCUUGACGUGGGAGAAAUUGAAAAGAAGGGGAAGGGGAAGAAAAGAAGGGGAAGAAGAUCAAAGAAGGAAAGAAGAAGGGGAAGAAAAGAAGGGGAAGAAGAUCAAAACCCACCAUGCCCCAGGCUCAGCAGGGAGCUGCUGGAAGAGAAAGGGCCUGAAGUCUUGCAGGACUCACUGGAUAGAUGUUAUUCAACUCCUUCAGGUUGUCUUGAACUGACUGACUCAUGCCAGCCCUACAGAAGUGCCUUUUAUGUAUUGGAGCAACAGCGUGUUGGCUUCGCUGUUGACAUGGAUGAAAUUGAAAAGUACCAAGAAGUGGAAGAAGACCAAGACCCAUCAUGCCCCAGGCUCAGCAGGGAGCUGCUGGAUGAGAAAGAGCCUGAAGUCUUGCAGGACUCACUGGAUAGAUGUUAUUCGACUCCUUCAGGUUAUCUUGAACUGCCUGACUUAGGCCAGCCCUACAGCAGUGCUGUUUACUCAUUGGAGGAACAGUACCUUGGCUUGGCUCUUGACGUGGACAGAAUUAAAAAGGACGAAGAAGAGGAAGAAGACCAAGACCCACCAUGCCCCAGGCUCAGCAGGGAGCUGCUGGAGGUAGUAGAGCCUGAAGUCUUGCAGGACUCACUGGAUAGAUGUUAUUCAACUCCUUCCAGUUGUCUUGAACAGCCUGACUCCUGCCAGCCCUAUGGAAGUUCCUUUUAUGCAUUGGAGGAAAAACAUGUUGGCUUUUCUCUUGACGUGGGAGAAAUUGAAAAGAAGGGGAAGGGGAAGAAAAGAAGGGGAAGAAGAUCAAAGAAGGAAAGAAGAAGGGGAAGAAAAGAAGGGGAAGAAGAUCAAAACCCACCAUGCCCCAGGCUCAGCAGGGAGCUGCUGGAUGAGAAAGGGCCUGAAGUCUUGCAGGACUCACUGGAUAGAUGUUAUUCAACUCCUUCAGGUUGUCUUGAACUGACUGACUCAUGCCAGCCCUACAGAAGUGCCUUUUAUGUAUUGGAGCAACAGCAUGUUGGCUUGGCUGUUGACAUGGAUGAAAUUGAAAAGUACCAAGAAGUGGAAGAAGACCAAGACCCAUCAUGCCCCAGGCUCAGCAGGGAGCUGCUGGAUGAGAAAGAGCCUGAAGUCUUGCAGGACUCACUGGAUAGAUGUUAUUCGACUCCUUCAGGUUAUCUUGAACUGCCUGACUUAGGCCAGCCCUACAGCAGUGCUGUUUACUCAUUGGAGGAACAGUACCUUGGCUUGGCUCUUGACGUGGACAGAAUUAAAAAGGACCAAGAAGAGGAAGAAGACCAAGGCCCACCAUGCCCCAGGCUCAGCAGGGAGCUGCUGGAGGUAGUAGAGCCUGAAGUCUUGCAGGACUCACUGGAUAGAUGUUAUUCAACUCCUUCCAGUUGUCUUGAACAGCCUGACUCCUGCCAGCCCUAUGGAAGUUCCUUUUAUGCAUUGGAGGAAAAACAUGUUGGCUUUUCUCUUGACGUGGGAGAAAUUGAAAAGAAGGGGAAGGGGAAGAAAAGAAGGGGAAGAAGAUCAAAGAAGGAAAGAAGAAGGGGAAGAAAAGAAGGGGAAGAAGAUCAAAACCCACCAUGCCCCAGGCUCAGCAGGGAGCUGCUGGAUGAGAAAGGGCCUGAAGUCUUGCAGGACUCACUGGAUAGAUGUUAUUCAACUCCUUCAGGUUGUCUUGAACUGACUGACUCAUGCCAGCCCUACAGAAGUGCCUUUUAUGUAUUGGAGCAACAGCAUGUUGGCUUGGCUGUUGACAUGGAUGAAAUUGAAAAGUACCAAGAAGUGGAAGAAGACCAAGACCCAUCAUGCCCCAGGCUCAGCAGGGAGCUGCUGGAUGAGAAAGAGCCUGAAGUCUUGCAGGACUCACUGGAUAGAUGUUAUUCGACUCCUUCAGGUUAUCUUGAACUGCCUGACUUAGGCCAGCCCUACAGCAGUGCUGUUUACUCAUUGGAGGAACAGUACCUUGGCUUGGCUCUUGACGUGGACAGAAUUAAAAAGGACCAAGAAGAGGAAGAAGACCAAGGCCCACCAUGCCCCAGGCUCAGCAGGGAGCUGCUGGAGGUAGUAGAGCCUGAAGUCUUGCAGGACUCACUGGAUAGAUGUUAUUCAACUCCUUCCAGUUGUCUUGAACAGCCUGACUCCUGCCAGCCCUAUGGAAGUUCCUUUUAUGCAUUGGAGGAAAAACAUGUUGGCUUUUCUCUUGACGUGGGAGAAAUUGAAAAGAAGGGGAAGGGGAAGAAAAGAAGGGGAAGAAGAUCAAAGAAGGAAAGAAGAAGGGGAAGAAAAGAAGGGGAAGAAGAUCAAAACCCACCAUGCCCCAGGCUCAGCAGGGAGCUGCUGGAUGAGAAAGGGCCUGAAGUCUUGCAGGACUCACUGGAUAGAUGUUAUUCAACUCCUUCAGGUUGUCUUGAACUGACUGACUCAUGCCAGCCCUACAGAAGUGCCUUUUAUGUAUUGGAGCAACAGCAUGUUGGCUUGGCUGUUGACAUGGAUGAAAUUGAAAAGUACCAAGAAGUGGAAGAAGACCAAGACCCAUCAUGCCCCAGGCUCAGCAGGGAGCUGCUGGAUGAGAAAGAGCCUGAAGUCUUGCAGGACUCACUGGAUAGAUGUUAUUCGACUCCUUCAGGUUAUCUUGAACUGCCUGACUUAGGCCAGCCCUACAGCAGUGCUGUUUACUCAUUGGAGGAACAGUACCUUGGCUUGGCUCUUGACGUGGACAGAAUUAAAAAGGACCAAGAAGAGGAAGAAGACCAAGGCCCACCAUGCCCCAGGCUCAGCAGGGAGCUGCUGGAGGUAGUAGAGCCUGAAGUCUUGCAGGACUCACUGGAUAGAUGUUAUUCAACUCCUUCCAGUUGUCUUGAACAGCCUGACUCCUGCCAGCCCUAUGGAAGUUCCUUUUAUGCAUUGGAGGAAAAACAUGUUGGCUUUUCUCUUGACGUGGGAGAAAUUGAAAAGAAGGGGAAGGGGAAGAAAAGAAGGGGAAGAAGAUCAAAGAAGGAAAGAAGAAGGGGAAGAAAAGAAGGGGAAGAAGAUCAAAACCCACCAUGCCCCAGGCUCAGCAGGGAGCUGCUGGAUGAGAAAGGGCCUGAAGUCUUGCAGGACUCACUGGAUAGAUGUUAUUCAACUCCUUCAGGUUGUCUUGAACUGACUGACUCAUGCCAGCCCUACAGAAGUGCCUUUUAUGUAUUGGAGCAACAGCAUGUUGGCUUGGCUGUUGACAUGGAUGAAAUUGAAAAGUACCAAGAAGUGGAAGAAGACCAAGACCCAUCAUGCCCCAGGCUCAGCAGGGAGCUGCUGGAUGAGAAAGAGCCUGAAGUCUUGCAGGACUCACUGGAUAGAUGUUAUUCGACUCCUUCAGGUUAUCUUGAACUGCCUGACUUAGGCCAGCCCUACAGCAGUGCUGUUUACUCAUUGGAGGAACAGUACCUUGGCUUGGCUCUUGACGUGGACAGAAUUAAAAAGGACCAAGAAGAGGAAGAAGACCAAGACCCACCAUGCCCCAGGCUCAGCAGGGAGCUGCUGGAGGUAGUAGAGCCUGAAGUCUUGCAGGACUCACUGGAUAGAUGUUAUUCAACUCCUUCCAGUUGUCUUGAACAGCCUGACUCCUGCCAGCCCUAUGGAAGUUCCUUUUAUGCAUUGGAGGAAAAACAUGUUGGCUUUUCUCUUGACGUGGGAGAAAUUGAAAAGAAGGGGAAGGGGAAGAAAAGAAGGGGAAGAAGAUCAAAGAAGGAAAGAAGAAGGGGAAGAAAAGAAGGGGAAGAAGAUCAAAACCCACCAUGCCCCAGGCUCAGCAGGGAGCUGCUGGAUGAGAAAGGGCCUGAAGUCUUGCAGGACUCACUGGAUAGAUGUUAUUCAACUCCUUCAGGUUGUCUUGAACUGACUGACUCAUGCCAGCCCUACAGAAGUGCCUUUUAUGUAUUGGAGCAACAGCAUGUUGGCUUGGCUGUUGACAUGGAUGAAAUUGAAAAGUACCAAGAAGUGGAAGAAGACCAAGACCCAUCAUGCCCCAGGCUCAGCAGGGAGCUGCUGGAUGAGAAAGAGCCUGAAGUCUUGCAGGACUCACUGGAUAGAUGUUAUUCGACUCCUUCAGGUUAUCUUGAACUGCCUGACUUAGGCCAGCCCUACAGCAGUGCUGUUUACUCAUUGGAGGAACAGUACCUUGGCUUGGCUCUUGACGUGGACAGAAUUAAAAAGGACCAAGAAGAGGAAGAAGACCAAGGCCCACCAUGCCCCAGGCUCAGCAGGGAGCUGCUGGAGGUAGUAGAGCCUGAAGUCUUGCAGGACUCACUGGAUAGAUGUUAUUCAACUCCUUCCAGUUGUCUUGAACAGCCUGACUCCUGCCAGCCCUAUGGAAGUUCCUUUUAUGCAUUGGAGGAAAAACAUGUUGGCUUUUCUCUUGACGUGGGAGAAAUUGAAAAGAAGGGGAAGGGGAAGAAAAGAAGGGGAAGAAGAUCAAAGAAGGAAAGAAGAAGGGGAAGAAAAGAAGGGGAAGAAGAUCAAAACCCACCAUGCCCCAGGCUCAGCAGGGAGCUGCUGGAUGAGAAAGGGCCUGAAGUCUUGCAGGACUCACUGGAUAGAUGUUAUUCAACUCCUUCAGGUUGUCUUGAACUGACUGACUCAUGCCAGCCCUACAGAAGUGCCUUUUAUGUAUUGGAGCAACAGCAUGUUGGCUUGGCUGUUGACAUGGAUGAAAUUGAAAAGUACCAAGAAGUGGAAGAAGACCAAGACCCAUCAUGCCCCAGGCUCAGCAGGGAGCUGCUGGAUGAGAAAGAGCCUGAAGUCUUGCAGGACUCACUGGAUAGAUGUUAUUCGACUCCUUCAGGUUAUCUUGAACUGCCUGACUUAGGCCAGCCCUACAGCAGUGCUGUUUACUCAUUGGAGGAACAGUACCUUGGCUUGGCUCUUGACGUGGACAGAAUUAAAAAGGACCAAGAAGAGGAAGAAGACCAAGGCCCACCAUGCCCCAGGCUCAGCAGGGAGCUGCUGGAGGUAGUAGAGCCUGAAGUCUUGCAGGACUCACUGGAUAGAUGUUAUUCAACUCCUUCCAGUUGUCUUGAACAGCCUGACUCCUGCCAGCCCUAUGGAAGUUCCUUUUAUGCAUUGGAGGAAAAACAUGUUGGCUUUUCUCUUGACGUGGGAGAAAUUGAAAAGAAGGGGAAGGGGAAGAAAAGAAGGGGAAGAAGAUCAAAGAAGGAAAGAAGAAGGGGAAGAAAAGAAGGGGAAGAAGAUCAAAACCCACCAUGCCCCAGGCUCAGCAGGGAGCUGCUGGAUGAGAAAGGGCCUGAAGUCUUGCAGGACUCACUGGAUAGAUGUUAUUCAACUCCUUCAGGUUGUCUUGAACUGACUGACUCAUGCCAGCCCUACAGAAGUGCCUUUUAUGUAUUGGAGCAACAGCAUGUUGGCUUGGCUGUUGACAUGGAUGAAAUUGAAAAGUACCAAGAAGUGGAAGAAGACCAAGACCCAUCAUGCCCCAGGCUCAGCAGGGAGCUGCUGGAUGAGAAAGAGCCUGAAGUCUUGCAGGACUCACUGGAUAGAUGUUAUUCGACUCCUUCAGGUUAUCUUGAACUGCCUGACUUAGGCCAGCCCUACAGCAGUGCUGUUUACUCAUUGGAGGAACAGUACCUUGGCUUGGCUCUUGACGUGGACAGAAUUAAAAAGGACGAAGAAGAGGAAGAAGACCAAGACCCACCAUGCCCCAGGCUCAGCAGGGAGCUGCUGGAGGUAGUAGAGCCUGAAGUCUUGCAGGACUCACUGGAUAGAUGUUAUUCAACUCCUUCCAGUUGUCUUGAACAGCCUGACUCCUGCCAGCCCUAUGGAAGUUCCUUUUAUGCAUUGGAGGAAAAACAUGUUGGCUUUUCUCUUGACGUGGGAGAAAUUGAAAAGAAGGGGAAGGGGAAGAAAAGAAGGGGAAGAAGAUCAAAGAAGGAAAGAAGAAGGGGAAGAAAAGAAGGGGAAGAAGAUCAAAACCCACCAUGCCCCAGGCUCAGCAGGGAGCUGCUGGAUGAGAAAGGGCCUGAAGUCUUGCAGGACUCACUGGAUAGAUGUUAUUCAACUCCUUCAGGUUAUCUUGAACUGACUGACUCAUGCCAGCCCUACAGAAGUGCCUUUUAUGUAUUGGAGCAACAGCAUGUUGGCUUGGCUGUUGACAUGGAUGAAAUUGAAAAGUACCAAGAAGUGGAAGAAGACCAAGACCCAUCAUGCCCCAGGCUCAGCAGGGAGCUGCUGGAUGAGAAAGAGCCUGAAGUCUUGCAGGACUCACUGGAUAGAUGUUAUUCGACUCCUUCAGGUUAUCUUGAACUGCCUGACUUAGGCCAGCCCUACAGCAGUGCUGUUUACUCAUUGGAGGAACAGUACCUUGGCUUGGCUCUUGACGUGGACAGAAUUAAAAAGGACCAAGAAGAGGAAGAAGACCAAGGCCCACCAUGCCCCAGGCUCAGCAGGGAGCUGCUGGAGGUAGUAGAGCCUGAAGUCUUGCAGGACUCACUGGAUAGAUGUUAUUCAACUCCUUCCAGUUGUCUUGAACAGCCUGACUCCUGCCAGCCCUAUGGAAGUUCCUUUUAUGCAUUGGAGGAAAAACAUGUUGGCUUUUCUCUUGACGUGGGAGAAAUUGAAAAGAAGGGGAAGGGGAAGAAAAGAAGGGGAAGAAGAUCAAAGAAGGAAAGAAGAAGGGGAAGAAAAGAAGGGGAAGAAGAUCAAAACCCACCAUGCCCCAGGCUCAGCAGGGAGCUGCUGGAUGAGAAAGGGCCUGAAGUCUUGCAGGACUCACUGGAUAGAUGUUAUUCAACUCCUUCAGGUUGUCUUGAACUGUGUGACUCAUGCCAGCCCUACAGAAGUGCCUUUUAUGUAUUGGAGCAACAGCGUGUUGGCUUGGCUGUUGACAUGGAUGAAAUUGAAAAGUACCAAGAAGUGGAAGAAGACCAAGACCCAUCAUGCCCCAGGCUCAGCAGGGAGCUGCUGGAUGAGAAAGAGCCUGAAGUCUUGCAGGACUCACUGGAUAGAUGUUAUUCGACUCCUUCAGGUUAUCUUGAACUGCCUGACUUAGGCCAGCCCUACAGCAGUGCUGUUUACUCAUUGGAGGAACAGUACCUUGGCUUGGCUCUUGACGUGGACAAAAUUGAAAAGAAGGGGAAGGGGAAAAAAAGAAGGGGAAGAAGAUCAAAGAAGGAAAGAAGAAGGGGAAGAAAAGAAGGGGAAGAAGAUCAAAACCCACCAUGCCCCAGGCUCAACGGCGUGCUGAUGGAAGUGGAAGAGCGUGAAGUCUUACAGGACUCACUGGAUAGAUGUUAUUCGACUCCGUCAAUGUACUUUGAACUACCUGACUCAUUCCAGCACUACAGAAGUGUGUUUUACUCAUUUGAGGAACAGCACAUCAGCUUCGCCCUUUACGUGGACAAUAGGUUUUUUACUUUGACGGUGACAAGUCUCCACCUGGUGUUCCAGAUGGGAGUCAUAUUCCCACAAUAAGCAGCCCUUAGUAAUCCGAGAGAUGUCAUUCCUGCAGGCAGGACCUAUAGGCAAGUGAAGAUUUGAAUGAAAGUACAGUUCCAUUUGGAAGCCCAGACAUAGGAUGGGUCAGUGGGCAUGGCUCUAUUCCUAUUCUCAAACCAUGCCAGUGGCAACCUGUGCGCAGUCUGAAGACAAUGGACCCACGUUAGGUGUGACACGUUCACAUAACUGUGCAGCACAUGCCGGGAGUGAUCAGUCAGACAUUUUAAUUUGAACCACGUAUCUCUGGGUAGCUACAAAAUUCCUCAGGGAUUUCAUUUUGCAGGCAUGUCUCUGAGCUUCUAUACCUGCUCAAGGUCAUUGUCAUCUUUGUGUUUAGCUCAUCCAAAGGUGUUACCCUGGUUUCAAUGAACCUAACCUCAUUCUUUGUGUCUUCAGUGUUGGCUUGUUUUAGCUGAUCCAUCUGUAACACAGGAGGGAUCCUUGGCUGAGGAUUGUAUUUCAGAACCACCAACUGCUCUUGACAAUUGUUAACCCGCUAGACUCCUUUGGUUAGAGAAGCCACAGUCCUUCAGCCUCCAAUUGGUGUCAGUACUUAGGAAGACCACAGCUAGAUGGACAAACAGCAUUGGGAGGCCUUAGCCCUGCUCCUCUCAAUUCCAUCCUGUAGAGAACAGGAGUCAGGAGCCGCUGGCAGGAGACAGCAUGUCACCCAGGACUCUGCCGGUGCAGAAUAUGAACAAUGCCAUGUUCUUGCAGAAAACGCUUAGCCUGAGUUUCAUAGGAGGUAAUCACCAGACAACUGCAGAAUGUAGAACACUGAGCAGGACAACUGACCUGUCUCCUUCACAUAGUCCAUAUCACCACAAAUCACACAACAAAAAGGAGAAGAAAUAUUUUGGGUUCAAAAAAAGUAAAAAGAUAAUGUAGCUGCAUUUCUUUAGUUAUUUUGAACCCCAAAUAUUUCCUCAUCUUUUUGUUGUUGUCAUGGAUGGUGGUGACAUGGACUUGUUUAUAGAAGACAGGUCAGCUGUCUGGCUCAAUGAUCUACAUUCUGAAGUUGUCUGAAAAUGUCUUCAUGAUUAAAUUCAGCCUAAACGUUUUGCCAGGAACACUGCAGAGACAAUGCUGUGAGUUUCCAACCUCAGCCCAUCUGCGGGCAGAGAAGGUCUAGUUUGUCCAUCACCAUUAUGAUAUCAGGACUGGUUACUUGGUUAAGGAGGGGUCUAGGAGAUCUGUCCCUUUUAGAGACACCUUACUUACAAUGAAGUACUUGGGAAAGUGGUUUUCAAGAGUAUAAAUAUCCUGUAUUCUAAUGAUCAUCCUCUAAACAUUUUAUCAUUUAUUAAUCCUCCCUGCCUGUGUCUAUUAUUAUAUUCAUAUCUCUACACUGCAAAUUUGGGGUCUCAAUUUUUACUGUGCCUUUGUUUUUACUAGUGUCUGCUGUUGCAAAAAGAAGACAUUCUCUGCCUGAGUUUUAAUUUUUGUCCAAAGUUAAUUUUAAUCUAUACAAUUAAAACCUUUUGCCUAUCACUCUGGACUUUUGGAUUGUUUUUUACAUUCAGUGUUAUAAUAUUUGAUUAUGGUGAUUGGUUUUGGUGGGUACUGAUGCGAAUUAAUAAAAA